Pyrgilauda ruficollis (rufous-necked snowfinch) is the source of this 1466-nucleotide messenger RNA. Its product is annotated as homeobox protein Hox-B1-like. The transcript has a single exon. The record is from RefSeq and is a predicted model, not a curated record. The annotation marks the transcript as partial. NCBI's taxonomy places the organism in Eukaryota, Metazoa, Chordata, Aves, Passeriformes, Passeridae.
GCGUGGAUGGACGGGAAGGUCCCCAGGUGGACGCAGGGCUCGGGCUCAGUUCCCAUCCCGGAAUUGCCAGGCCGGGCCUGGCACGGCUCCAACAAAAGCCGCUCUGCCCUCGCUAACUUCAUUUGGCCUCCUCAUUAGAAUGCCGAUCUAAUUAGGGCGCUUUUACCGCGCGCACAAAGCCCGGGCGGGGGAAAUUAAAGCGAGGACGGAGCGGAUUUUUCAGCAUCCCGGAAAAGUCCGAGGCGCUUUGGUGCGAGGAGCUCGGAGGGGAAAAGUUCCCGAAAGAAUAAAAGAGCAUCCUUUUGUGCCCGCGCUCACACCUCCCCAUCCCCUCGCCCUCUUUUCUUUUCCUCACACCGAGCCGGCACCGGGGGGAAAAACCUUUUAAAGUCAGAACUUGUGCCUGAACCCGGCUCCUCGCAUAACUCGGGGCCCUUUUUAGCACUUAAAAAACACUCGCGGGUCACUGCAAUCCUUCCCCCCCGCGUCCCCAGCACCUCCCCGCACCCCGCCUCGCCCCUCUCUCUUUUAAAGUCUUUGAGGAGAAGAUUUUGACGCGUCCGUGUUGUUAUCAGAUUGAUGGGCCGGGUUUGAUUGAAGCCCCUUUGUCAUGCAAAUGUCACGGCCGUGAUGGAUGAGCCCGGAGCCGGCCACAAACUUCGGGAGCCCCGCGCUCAUUGGGCUGGGCCCGCUCCGCCCGCGGGGUCCCCCCCGGCUCGGCCGCGGCUCCUCGGGGUCCCCCCAUGCCCGGCAGGAAGUUUCCCAGCUUUGACAUACUACCCAAAGGUUGUAGGGCAGGCGGCAUCGCCCCCAAAACGCGCUGACCCUCCUCCAUCACUGGCAGAUGGACAAUACCGCCAUGAACUCCUUCUUGGAGUUCGCAAUUUGUAACCGCGGCACCGCCGCCUUCCCGCAGCACCACCCCGAGCCGGCCUCGCCUUCCUUCCCGCCGUGCUCAGGUAGCCCCACUCCGAGCGCCGACGGCCACUUCGGCCUGCCCGGCACCGCGCCCGCCCUCGGGCAUCUCCCCCAGCACGGCUUCCACCCUCCCUCCUCUUCCUCUUCCUCCCGCUUCGCCAGCCCGGGUUACCCAGCUCAGCCGGGCUACCAGCAGCUCUACGCGGGCCAGCAGGACGCGGAUGGGCCGUACCUGCCCGCGGCCGCCUUCGGCUCGGGCUCGCUGCCCGAGGGUUUCUGCGGGCCCGCGGGGCAGCUCCAGCAGCCGCCCGCCUUCGGCCUCGAGCAGCCCGCCUACCUGCCCGGCCUCUACGGCGAGCUCUCGGCGGCCUUGCUGGAGGAGCCCGAGCCCCCCGGGCACCCCGAGGUGGGCGUCAGGGCCGGGGCAGCGCAGACCUUCGAGUGGAUGAGGGUGAAGAGGAACCCCCCCAAAACAGGUGAGUGUGAGGUGGGGGGCUGGGGAGCGUUGGGUUCCCCAGGGUUUGGAGGCGCCUUCCAGUGGAGCACGG